UAUGGGAAAAGGAAAAAAAUAAUCAAGGUCGAGGACACCCAAAAAGAAGAAUAGAUCUAAAUCUAAAGAAAAGUAAAGAUCUAGAUCUAAAGAAAAAAAAUAAUCCAAAUCAAAAGAAAGAGAUAGGAAGAAAGUAGAGACUGGAUUAGGAAGAUCAACAGGUUGGGGAGUAGCUUCAUAACCAAAAACUGGAAAUACCGAUGACUUUUUAAGAGAUAUGUACAAUAAUCCAAAAACUUCUGCAACACCACAAAGUAGAAGAUAUUAAAAUUUUUUAGCUGCUCAAGCAUUGAUUGUUCCAUAGUCUCAUACAAUGCAAACAUAGAUGCAAUAUACAUUUGUAAUGGUAAAUAUUUAUUAAAGGUACCUGGUAUGAAUCCUACAAUAUUAAAAAUGCUAAACGACCCAACAAAAGUAAGAAGAAAGAUUAAGAUUCCUCCUGAUUUGUCAUUCAAUUAUAUUGGUCUUAUUAUUGGACCCAAGGGAGUGAGUCAAAAAAAAUUGGAAGAAGAAACAGGAGCUAAAAUAUUGGUUAGAGGUAGAGGAUCAUAAAAACCAGAAUAACCACCUCAACCUGAUGAUGAUGAAGAUUUACAUGUUUUAGUGGUUGCAGAAACUCCAUAAUAAGCAGCAAAUGCAUGUGAUAGAAUUGAAAGAAUAUUAUUAGCUGAUGCUGAUGAAUGUAAUAAUAAUAUUUAUUUAAUAGUAUAACGAUAUAGAUAGGAAUAAAUGAAAUUAAUUGCUUAAUCAUAAUAGACUCCAACAACAGCUCAACCAAUAGUAUAAAGUGGUAGUGUAGAUCCAAGUGAUUUAUCUAUGACUACUCCAUAUGGACCACCUAGCAAGGAUGCUUAUGUUUAUCCAGUUCCAAAUGAAUUUGUUGGAUUAGUAAUUGGUGUAAAAGGAGAAACUAUUUAAUAAUUAAAAGAGAAAUCUGGAUGUAAAAAUGUAUAAGUUGCUGCUGAUUCUGCUCCUGGUUCUUAAACAAGAAAUGUAUUUAUUGUUGGAGAUCCUGAUUGUGUUAAAAAAUGUUAGGGUUUGUUAUAAGAAAUUAUUGAUACAUAAAGAAAAGUUAGAACAGCUCCUGGUGCUAAAAAAAUAGAAUUCCAAGUACAUGAUUAAUUUGUAGCACUAAUCAUUGGAAAAAAAGGAGUGACUAUUAAAGCUAUCAGUGAAAGAAGUGGUGCUUUUGUUGCUAUAACUUAAAGUCCUGAUUAUUAAGUUAGACCAGAUCAUAAAGCAUUUGUUUUAAGUGGAACUGAGGAAUAAUUAAAUAUUGCAAUUAGAGAAAUUGAAACAUUAUUAGAAGGAGCUAAAAAGUAAUAUAUUUGUGAUAAUAAAUAGAGCUUACUUUGCUAAAACUUGUGUAGAUCCCAGUACGAUCAAUAUACCAACGUAAACUAAAAUAUUUAAUAUAGUCCCUUGUUGAUUAAUCCUCCGAAUGCUUUAGCUAAUUAUUAAAUAACCAAUAAUGAAAUGGCUCCAUAGUAAACUAUGCCAGAGUUUAGAACUCCAGAAGAAUAAGGUAAAUUUAACACUUAUACUAAUUAUCUUUUCUUUAUUUAUAGUGGCUUAUUAAAGAUAACUGUAAAUGCAAACUAUGCAAAUGCAAUAUUACAUGAUGAUACCAGCAUAACAGGCAGUUGUAGAAGAAAGAGUUAUUACAAGAGAUAAUCGAUAAAGAUGAUU
Paramecium pentaurelia is the source of this 1689-nucleotide messenger RNA. NCBI's taxonomy places the organism in Eukaryota, Ciliophora, Oligohymenophorea, Peniculida, Parameciidae. The record is from the annotation of a GenBank genome assembly.